UGGCAACACUGAACUAAUAGUGAGCACCACAUUAUUUACAAAAGUCCAAAAAAAUUACAAAUAAAUUGGAAGUUAUUGACUUGUUUAAAAAUACAAACUGAUUUGCCAUGCGAAACAGGAAAUCGGUUGCAAGUGCUAGGAUGAUGUGUAUGCGUUAAAAAUUGUACGAGCUGGUAGAAAAUCACAUACACGAUGGUUCCUGCACCUAGUUGUCCCAUAACAUGGGACUAUUGGACCGCCACGCCGUCAGAUUACGUGGAGCUAACAUGCCUGAUGCCAAAUUCCAUAUUCCUCUCUUUGAGAGUAAGUUGGAAUGCAACAUUGCAUGGUGUGAAAGAGGAGCUAUGGGACCUAGCAAUGAAGCAACCCCUCUUUGGGAUGCUCCGGGAGAUGUCUGGCUACGUGUUCCAGUUCAUCAACUCCCUAGCAGUUCCUGAGGAGGUUGAUGAUGAGAACAAGAGGGUGCGAGACAUCAAACCUGCUCUUGGAGUGCUUAUGAUCAUAGAGCGCUCCAUACUGAGGCCUGGAGAAAACUUGUUGAACACACAGAUCAGUCAUUUGAUAGGAAAAGGUUUAAAUGAAUUUGAUAAUUUAAGAAGUUCAGAAGUCAAUGACUUUCGGAUGCGAAUGAGAUACUUAGCGGAAGAGAGUUUACUGAAAAGAGCACAGAGUACACAAUUAGAGAGGCUGCGGUAUCACUGUCCACCAAGAUUAGCGGACCAUCCUACUGUGCCAACCACUUUACUCAGCCAUCUGAACAACAACUGCUUCAUACUGGUCACUAAGGUGGCUAAAACAGAGUUCUCCUUCACGUCGAAUGUGUCAGUCAGUUUAACGCCGCAGCAACACAUAGAGACCAUACUACGGAAGAAGGCCAACUCGCUCAACAUGCGCGGAGAAAACCCGCGGAAUUACGUGCUCAAGGUUUGCGGGCGGGAAGAGUACCUGCUCGGCGACCACCCACUCAUACAGUUCCUGUACAUACAAGAGACGCUGUCCAGAGACGGCGUGCCGCAGGUCAUGACGGUCUGCAUAGACAAUAUAGCACUAGGUUCAGAUAUCCAAUACCACUCGCUGCCGGAGCGGACGCGGCUCUCCUCCGAUCAAUCGAACACUAUAAGGAAGAAGAAAAACUACGAGUCUUCGUGGAAGAUAGACAAGAACUACUCCUGCAUUGUACAAAGCGUUGGCGGCCUCAACGUUGACCCGGGCAGGCCUGUUGAGGUGGUUUGCCAAGCUGGCAUCUACCACGGUGGCAAGCCUCUAUGCGAGGCGCGUAAGACGCGAGUGGCCGUGGUGAGCAUGGAGGGAGAGGCGCAGUGGAACGCGAAGCUGCAGUUCCCCAUCAAAGUGUGCAACGUGCCGCGCAUGGCGAGGCUCUGUUUCGUUAUCUACGAGAUAUCCAAGGCCAAGAACAAGUGGAAGGCGAAUAAGGACACAAUCAACAGGCUAGCGUGGGCCAACACAAUGGUAUUCGACUACAAGGACCAGCUACGUACUGACGGCGUCACGCUAUACAUGUGGACGCACGUUGCGGACGGCACGCAAGGCGACGACCUGCUCCUGCAUCCGUUGGGGACGGUCGUGUCCAACCCCAACGUAGAAUCCUGCGCGGCGCUGCAAGUGCGAUUCUCCAACUACGACUGCCAACACCCAAUCCUAUUCCCGAAGCCGGAAUCAGUAAAAGCGUACGCCGACCAGCUGGAGGACGAGGCUGGUGAAGCGGUGGCGACGCUCAGCGAAGACUUCGAGAACCUUCGCGCAACGGCCGAGAAGGAUCCUAUGUAUGAGAUGCACGAACAGGACAAGAAAGAUAUUUGGUCUUCGAGAGAAUACUUCCGAGUUGCGGCCCCAGAGCUAUUACCAAAGCUAUUAUCCUGUGUGGAAUGGACGGAGCGAGCUGAAGUGGCCAGGGUGGUCAGAAUGUUGGCCACUUGGCCUUUGCUGCGAGUGGAAUCUGCCUUGGAGUUGCUAGACUAUGCCUAUGCUGAUGCUGCAGUCAGAAGCUUUGCGGUCAAAUGUUUAGCUAAGAUCAGUGACGAAGAUCUCCUUUUAUACCUGCUGCAGUUGGUGCAGGCGCUCAAGCACGAGUCGUAUCUCAUGUGUGACCUGUCAGUGUUCCUGCUGCAGCGCGCCUUCGACAACAUGAACAUUGGACACUACCUCUUUUGGCACUUAAGAUCGGAGAUGCACGUGCCGUCGGUUUCGGUGCGCUUCGGCUUAGUACUGGAGGCGUACUGUCGCGGCUGCCAGGACCACAUCAACAGCCUCAUGCGGCAGAUCUCCUGCCUAGACAAACUUAAAUGGGCGAAUCAAUGCAUUCGCAAGAAGAAGGAAAUAACCAAAGCCCGCGCCGCACUAAGGCAGCAUCUCGAGGAGCAGCACUGUCUGGAGACACUUUCCGACUUUGUGUCGCCGCUCACCCCUAGUUUAGUUUGUAAGAGAAUCAAGCCUGAAGGUUGUCGCGUAAUGGACAGCAAAAUGCGUCCGCUACUGCUCGAGUUCGAGAACGUGGAUCCCACGGGCGGCGACAUCCGCAUCAUACUGAAGGUGGGCGACGACCUGCGCCAGGACAUGUUCACGCUGCAGAUGCUGCGUAUCAUGGAUCGGCUAUGGAAGAACGCUGGAUACGACUUUAGAUUAAAUCCUUACAACUGCAUAUCGAUGGAGUACGCAGUAGGCAUGAUCGAGGUGGUGGACGAGGCGGAGACGGUGGCCAACAUCCAGAAGCAGUUCGCGCGCUUCAACGCCACGUCCGUCAUAUCCAGGGUCAACUUGUUCCAAUGGCUCCGCAAAAAGAACCCGAGCGAGGAAUCGUUCAACAAAGCGGUGGAGGAGUUUACGAUGAGUUGUGCGGGGUACUGCGUCGCGACGUACGUUCUAGGCAUCGCUGACCGACAUCCAGACAACAUCAUGAUCAAGGAAAGUGGACAGCUUUUCCACAUAGACUUCGGACACUUUUUGGGCCACUUCAAGAAGAAGUACGGCGUGAAGCGAGAAUUCGUUCCGUUCGUGCUCACACACGGGUUCAUACACGUCAUCAACAAGGGGCAGCGGGGCGGGAACAACGAUCUGCUGGACUUUAAGAUCUUCCGGGAACUCUGUGAGACGGCAUUUAAAAUCCUUCGAAAACACGGGCAUCUUAUACUGUCGCUGUUUUCAAUGAUGAUCUCUACUGGUUUACCGGAGCUUAGUUCGGAGAAGGAUCUACAGUACCUCAGACAAACUUUGGUAAUGGACCUAUCGGAGGAGAAGGCGAUAGAGCACUUCCGGCUGAAGUUCGACCAGGCGGUGACGAGCUCGUGGACGGCGUCCGUCAACUGGGCCUUCCACAACAUGGACAAGAACAACUGACAGUGACCCGUGAGCAGGCGCCUCAAGCGCCGGCCCACCAAGCACGCGCCGCAGACGCUGUGAGAGACUCGUUAGGCGUUAUGUUACCCUGGUACUUUUUGAGUUGUACACGAAUUCUAAAGACUGAAACAAACGCGCGACGAACGCUUGUAUAGGACGCGCGCGUACUUGUUACGAUUUGUUAUACAGGGAACAGCAUCAAUCACGAAACGUGUUCAACUUGUAGUACUAGAAACUAUGCUGAAUACAAAUGAACGACAGAAAUUUAUAGUGGUCGCGCGCGUAUCUGUGUACGAUUUGUUAUACAGUAUACAGUAUAUCAAACUGAUUGCGCGCGUACCCG
Maniola jurtina (meadow brown) is the source of this 3697-nucleotide messenger RNA. It is a transcript of the gene Pi3K92E, whose product is annotated as phosphatidylinositol 4,5-bisphosphate 3-kinase catalytic subunit delta isoform. Gene Ontology annotation, molecular function: 1-phosphatidylinositol-3-kinase activity; 1-phosphatidylinositol-4-phosphate 3-kinase activity. The record is from RefSeq and is a predicted model, not a curated record. NCBI's taxonomy places the organism in Eukaryota, Metazoa, Arthropoda, Insecta, Lepidoptera, Nymphalidae. The transcript is spliced from 20 exons. Gene Ontology annotation, cellular component: cytoplasm; phosphatidylinositol 3-kinase complex; plasma membrane. The coding region runs from base 193 to 3354 and encodes 1053 amino acids. Gene Ontology annotation, biological process: phosphatidylinositol 3-kinase/protein kinase B signal transduction; cell migration; phosphatidylinositol-mediated signaling.